AUGGCCGGCGGGCUCGCAGAGCAUGGGCUUGUUUGCUACAACUGGCCGUGGAAGGUUCUAAUGCCGGGCAAACAAUGGCCCACCACAACUAAGCCCAAAGGCAUUUCGGAUCUCACUCUAUCAGAGCACGCUAAACUCGUCUGCAGCCUUCAAGACAAAGGCCUGGAGCGCUUAUACUUCAAGGCAGUCCCAAAGAUCAAAGGUGUGAUUUAUUAUACCGUUGUUAUUGUAUCUAACAUGUUUAUAGCUCAGUUGAUCAACUGUACCAAGCCCGUUAUCCUGGGUGUUGCACCCCCACCCAGUUCCCGCCAUUCAUCCGGAUGGAGAAAGUUUGCCGAUCAGUCCACCAACCGUAAAGGCAAACCACGCCAAACCAACGCAUCUGCAACCCGUGUCAGCAAAAGAAAGUGCAAGGCGCACACUCACCACAGAAGUGAGCCCAAUCCGCAAGAAGGUGGUGGUGAUAAACACACUCCUUCAAAGAGGAGACGAGUUGAGGUUGUCAUUGAGCGUUCUCACAUGGCUCCUUAG
Serpula lacrymans var. lacrymans S7.9 is the source of this 531-nucleotide messenger RNA. RefSeq lists its product as uncharacterized. The transcript has a single exon. The coding region runs from base 1 to 531 and encodes 176 amino acids. The record is from RefSeq and is a predicted model, not a curated record. NCBI's taxonomy places the organism in Eukaryota, Fungi, Basidiomycota, Agaricomycetes, Boletales, Serpulaceae.